Molecule: messenger RNA, 852 nt
Organism: Ostreobium quekettii
Lineage: Eukaryota; Viridiplantae; Chlorophyta; Ulvophyceae; Bryopsidales; Ostreobiaceae
Source: the annotation of a GenBank genome assembly
AUGUCGGCCUUUCGCGGCAACGUGUUCCGCGACUUCUUCGGCGAGGACCCCUUCGAGCAGAUGGACAGCAUGAUGGAGUCCAUGUUCAGGGACCCCUUCUUCGCGGGCUCCCACCGCAGACACCCGGGCUACCACGACCGCCAGGUGGACCGGCGCGGGGACGGGCGCCAGCGGGCGCGGGGGCCCGUGAUCGAAGAGGUGGAGGACGAGGGCGUUGGAGCGGGGGAGUACCAGGAGGAGCCGAUCAUCGAGGAGCCGGGCGAAGAUGAGCAAUACUGGAACAAUCAGGACCACCAGCAGAGACGACACUCCGGGCGCCACCGGGAGCGGCGUCAGCCUCGUGGUGACAACAGCGCUGUGUCCAGUGGCUUUCGAAUGGAGAUGGGGCCCAACAUGAUCCCCUCACUGACUACAUUCGGCAAUGGGCCAAGCACCACAUGCUUCAGCUACAGCAACACCUACUCAAGCGGCUUUGGACCCACUCAAGUGUAUUCAUCAACAACCACCUCAAGAAUGGGCCCCGGUGGGGUUCGUGAAACGCAGACGACAGUCCGGGAUGGCAUGGCAGGACAGGAGGAAAUCUCCAUCUCCAGGGGAAUUGGGGAAAGGGAAAGGAUCAUUACAAGAAGACGGGACGCUGCUGGACGUGAGGAGACCAUCGACACACUACAGCACAUGACCCCUGAGGAGGCUGCUGGAUUCGACCAGGAGUGGAUGCAACAGGCAGGGAGGAACCUGCCAUCCUUCGGAGGCAGUGGCACUGGCAUGGGUCGCAUGUUGGAGCAGCCAAGGUCUCAAUCAGGUGGACGUCCCCAGAUCGGGUACAGGGGCUACAGGAAUCGCUACGCGUGA